Mycena citricolor is the source of this 3197-nucleotide messenger RNA. The record is from the annotation of a GenBank genome assembly. Lineage: Eukaryota; Fungi; Basidiomycota; Agaricomycetes; Agaricales; Mycenaceae.
GAUCUCUGCGAGAGACUCAUCCUGUAGAACACAAAGAGGGAACGCGACGCGUCAGAGCGCGUCGAACGCGUCGAAUAGGUCGACCAUACCUCUUCUUCUUCACUGUCCUCUUCCUCAUCAUCGUCAUCAUCGUCGUCGUCGUCGUCAUCUUCGUCGUCGUCCUCUUCCAUCGCGUCGUCGGCUAUGACCUUGCCCUUGCCUUUGUCGGCGGCAGGAGAGGCACCAGACGCGUUGGUUGUCGAGGUGGCAGUACUAUAUGCGACGCGUCAACAGGUAUGAAAGAAAGACAGAGGCGGGGACCCACGCAGGAGCUUUGGGAUCGGUGGCAGAACUAGACAUAGUUGUAAGCAGUGGUCGUGGUUGGAGGCAAAAAGUGACGGUCACCUGAUUGGUUUCGCACUGGGAAUACACCUGUCAGCCUCAUUACGACCAUGUAUGAUUCUCACUCUCUUUCUAGUCCUGAUGCCAGCUGCGAAUUAUGGGUACCACAAACUUAUCUGCACCGCCUGCUUUUUAGCGCCUCUCCUCGCUUUAUACUUUGUAUCUGGAACUAGCAAGGCACUCUAAGCCUGAAACGGAGGGCAUUGUGAUGAGGUUGAUCAGAUUCGAAGAACCAGAUGCAAGUCUCAUCAUGCAUGGUUAUCUCCGGUGUCCCAUAUGCCGUCUCCCCGCCGUCGAAUGUGUGAUGUACACAUCCUGGUUUCUGUCCUUUCCCCUUGACGUCCAUGUCCCGGUCCUCGUCGCCGUUUUCCGAGCGCAAGUCCACGACACGUCUCGCGGACCCACCUCGAACACCGCGUGUCUCCGUGUUUUCCUCUGUCGUCCCGUACCUGCGAAGAACAGAAAUCUUCGAGGAAGUCGCUCACAAUAAGACCCCCCGCGUCACUCUCAAGCUCUCCUCCGUCUCUUUUCUUGACUCCACCGUCAAGGACGAUGUAUCGCAGAAUCCGCUGUAUGUGAUUCGCACCUCGGGGACGUCGACAAGCAUACUGCGCUCGGAUCCCUGGGACGGGCUGAAUAAGACGGCGGAAAUCAAGUGGCCGAGACAGAUACCGACCAAGGACAAGACGCGGGCGACGUUGGGUGUGUUGGUGCAGUUGUCUGAUGGACGUUGGCAGAGUGGUGAUGCGAUUCUGAAACCGGGUACCAUGCUGAGUGCACCGUCGAAAUUCACCAUACCCGAUUUCGGUGGGAGCAUGAAAUGGAAGCGCAUGGGGAAUGCCUAUUGGUGCACGACGUCAAGCGUCAAAGGCCCCAUUGCGACGCUCCACCCAGCAUUCGAGGGCGUCCCCCCGCGUCUCAGGAUCUUCGAGACGCUGCACGACAGAUACGACGCUCGGCCGGUGCCCAUGCACCAGGGCGUGUCGAUUCUGCUGAUCGACCACCUGAUUUUGACGGCGCUUCUUCUGGUCACGGAUGUCCAGGACUGGAUGCUGGUGCAGAAGUAUCAGGGACCCGGAGCAGAAGCGUCGCCAGCCGGGACAUCAUCGUCCGACCUGCUCGCCGAGCAGGCACCCCUCUCAGCGCCGGUGUCGACCUCGCAGUGGCGCAAGGUGUUCUACGGCGAGCCCAUCUUUCCCAAACGAUAUCCCUCUCCGCGGAAUGCAUCUACGCCCGACCUAUCUGCGCCGGUGCCGACGAGCUCGAAGCAGAUGGCGAAAAUCAUCUAUGGAGACCCCCUGUUUCCGUCCAUCUCGCCGAACCCGGACACGUCGACAUGGGCUGCAGACGACGAUGACUCGGACGAUGACACUUGGGCUCGGCAACGAGACAGCGCGAUGGCAUCGCCCGUGCUGCCUCAAACACCGCCGAACCAGACCGACACGAUCUUUACCCCCCGACAGGAUUACCGGAAGCCUGAUGCACCGCCGCCUGUUCCCCGGAUACCCACUCAUUUUGCGAACGAAUCGACGUCAACCUCGCGGUCUUCGUCGUCGCGUGAGGCUCCGACGCCGAUUGAUGCCCCGACCUCUCGGGCGAGCCGGCAGCUUCCGACGCCACUGAAAGGCCGUGCACCGCACAGAUCCCAGUCGACGCCGCCACGUGAGCCGCUCGCCGCUCUGUACGGCCGGCGGCCUUCGGAGCCCUUGUUCCUCGCCAUGCCCCCGGCACCGCCAGGUCCAUCGGAGCCCUCGCCGGCGACGCCGUCGCGGACUCUGGUGCGCUCGCAGUCCAUGCGAUUACGGCAGUUGCCGCUUCCCCCAUCAGAGCCGUCGACACCCAUUACGCCAUCAGUUGCAGGGCGGACAUCUCGGCGUGGAUCCCAGUACAGCCAGCGCUCACUGCCCGUGCCGCCAGGAUCACCUAUGGGCGCUCCUCCGCUACCUCCGCUGCCCCCGCUGCCGCAGCCGAAAGAUCCAUCGGACCCGAUGUGGUUUUUCUCUGCGGCCGGCCCCAGGGCAUCCCAAUUCGUCGAGGCCCCGCCUCCUUACCUCGAGUCAUCGCCUGACCCGAUGGCGCAUUAUCACAAAGCCAGAGCCGGCUCUGCGACUGUCCCAGCAGACUCUUAAUCACACUCAUCCUCCCAGAGAAGACUGACCGACUCCACCAUCGUCCUCGAGACCGCAGAACUGACCUGAUCCCAUGCACCGGCUUGGAGCGGGCAUCUGGCUGCUGCUGAAUCUCGAUUCUUGUUGACACAACGCCUACUUGGCGAGAGUUCCUUAAAAGUCUACUCCGGUACAGCUUAUUACCAUCUGUCAGAUCAGGGCGUGUCCACCGCGGGACAGGCCGCAGUAGCACGCAUCCUUGCCUUUUCCGUGAUGUUUUGCAUCUGAGUCCGGCGUAUUGAGUUACAUGACGCGACUUCAGCGGACACAUAUUACAGCGGGGUUCAUCGGGGCCGGGUGUCCGUAGUAGCCCGCAUUGUCCUAGUUUCUCUCUGCCAUAUUCGAGCCGUGGAGUCUGCCGUGGAUCCUCCGUACGUUCCGCCCUACCCGUCGUACUUCUGAGAUGAUCUCGGGUAACGAGCUCGAGCUUUACUCCGUGCUUAUGUAAGUCACUGCAGAGUGGGUGUUCGUCGUACCAAUCCAUAUUUCGACUGUGCAUGCUUAUGUCUCUGUUAUGGCUGGCCUUGCUUGAAUGGGAAUUGGCUAAGUGAGAUUCUCAGAUCACGCUUACAGGGAGAACAUCUCCAUGCAAAGAUCCAGCGUCGAUGACAAAGAGGUACAUGAAUCCGGAGGCAGGGUCGUCGCGAA